CGACGCUCGUUGGGAGUUUAGACAAGCGGAGGGAGGAAAAUGGCGGACGAAGAUAUUACGCUUGAUGGGAAACCUCUACAAUCGCUGCGAGUGGCGGAUUUAAAAGCCGCUCUGGAGCAAAGAAACCUCCCGAAGAGCGGGCAGAAAAAUACUCUCCUCAAGCGGCUGAAAGGGGCUCUGAUGCUUGAAAAUCUUCAGAAGUCUUCCUCCUCUCACAGUGGGUUGCAGCCCAACUCUCAGAUCGGUGAGGAGAUGAGCCAGAAUAGCUUCAUAAAACAGUACCUGGCCAAGCAGCAGGAGCUCCUCCGCCAGAGACUGGAGAGAGAAGCUCAACAAGAGGAGGAGGCAGAAGAAAGCCCAGCAGUGGUGGAGGAGGAUGAAGACCACUCGGAGGACAAUGACUGCUCUUCCUAUGUCUCUGACAAGAAGCAUCCCAAAAUCCCCACUAAGCCCUCGAUGACCAGGGCAGAGGAGGGCAAAGGAGGAGGGGAACCACUGAUGGGUCAUGUGAUGAUGGCAUGUGGCCCCACCUCUGGCCCCGGCCCCGUCCUUCACCCCCAGGAGUUCAGUGAGGCUCCUGCAGUAAGGAUGCAGCGAGGCACCUUUCAUCAAGGACAUAAGGAACCACCGGCCCCAUCUCCUCCCCGCGCUGUAGCCUCGCUGUCGGUGCGCGUCCUGGGUCAGCCUGACCGCCAGGGUCUGCCCCCCGCGGUACCCCGAGCCCAGGAGAAGGAGGGCACCGCACCGAGUGAGCCCGGAUCCGCUCACCCUGUGCUGCACCUUAGCCGUUCUGCCGGAGUGUCAGGAGGAGGGGGAGGAGGAGGAGGAGGUCAGGCCCCCGAGGACAGUGAUGAUGACGAUGACGACGGUGAUGACGAGAGCGAGGAUGACGAGGAUUGGGGACCCGGCCCCGGCGGGGCGCGCAGGGGGAACCGAGCACCUCCUCAGCCGCAGCAGAUACCUCCGAGCGCCCCAUCAACAGUUGCGAGAUCCAAACGCAAGCUUCAGCCUCCCCAGCACAUCCCACCUCCACAGAGCCCACCAGACACAGACGACCAGGAGGGAGAAGCCCCCGAGGCGUCAUGUGGCCCGAGGGUGCCGCCCUUCCCACCUUCCACCAUGCAGAGGCAAGACUCUGACUCCAGCUCUCGCUCCAGCAGUCCCGAGCCCUCUAUAAAUCGCAGGCCAGGGCCCCUUUCUCUGCUAGUACACAAGAUGGAGUCAGAGGGGGCUUUUUGUGGAGCAGAGGCUUCCUCCGCUGUAGAUAUGUCUGGGCAGGCCGCACACUCCACCGCUGGCUCCGCCACUUCCAGUGAAUCUUCACUGCUUAGAAUGGAGAGAAAGAGGCUCCAAGAGAACAGAGAAGUGGAGGAAGAAAGGCGUCUGAAGGAGGAGAAAGAGAGAGAGCAACACCAGAAGCAGGAGAGAGAAAGGAAGAGGGUCCAAGAACAGGAGAGAGAGAAGAAACGCUUGGAAGAAGAGAAGGAAAAGGAGAGGAAACGGCUGGAAGAGGAGGAGAAAGAGCGUCAGAAAGAGGAGCGAGAGAAAGAGAGAAAACGCCAGCAAGAGGAAAAGGAAAAGGAGAGAAAACAACAGCAAGAGGAAAAGGAAAAGGAGAGAAAACAACAGCAAGAGGAUAAAGAAAAAGCGAAACAAAAACAGCAAGAGGAGAAGAGAAGGGAGGAGAAGCUUCUAAGGGAGAAGGAAAAGAAACAGGAGACGGCCAGCAAAGGAAAGGUGGCCGUGACCGAGGCCCAAGACCCGGGUUCCUCCUCAGAUUCUGACUCCAAAUCAGACUCUUCUUCCCAAUCGUCUUCUUCCUCCUGUGAGGAUAAAAUCAUCCCUGUCAAAAAGCUGAAGAAGACAGAGCAUGAUGCAGAGGAUGAGAAAAACCCUAACCGGAGCAAGGCGGGGAAACAAUUUCUUUCAAAAAGGGAGGUGUCGGAGCCCAGCGCCGCAGCAGCGCCGGAGGCGGAACCGGACUCCGAGAGCUCCAACGCCCAGCAGCCGCCCUCCGGGGCGGACCGGAAGAACAGCGAGGGUCGUCUGGAGGAGAGCACCACUCCGAAGGCCUUCGCUGCCCGCAAGAUAUCCUUGACCAGCAGCAAGACGUCUCCAGCCGCGGCGGAUUGUGCAGCAGGCGAGACGGACGCAGGAACUGCGGCGGGGAGGAAGAGGCGGUGGGGCUCCAGCACAGCAGUCACCGCUAAGAAGCCAUCCAUCAGCAUCACCACUGACUCACUGAAGUCUCUGAUCCCGGACAUCAAAGUGAACCAGGAUGUGGUGGUGGAGCUGAACCCGGAGGAGCUGCAGAUGUCCGGGGACGAGGAGGGCAUGGACACCAGCCGGGGCGACCAGGACAAAGGCCUCAAGAUCCGACGCACCGUCACACAGGUCGUCUCUGGUGACAGCCAAGAAAACGGACAGGCGAACGAGGAGGAGGAGGAGGAGAGGAAGAGGAGUGGUGGACAUACGGAGAAAGAAGACUACUCGCUAGAACUCUCAGAGACAAGCGGAAAGGACAGCAUUUGA
Messenger RNA from Gasterosteus aculeatus aculeatus (three-spined stickleback), 2532 nucleotides. The record is from RefSeq and is a predicted model, not a curated record. Lineage: Eukaryota; Metazoa; Chordata; Actinopteri; Perciformes; Gasterosteidae.